AUGGUCGAAGUGAUGAAUUACAACUUGUACAACUCCUUCGAUGGACGCAUGAGCUAUGGCCUGUACAACUCGAUGGAUGGCCAGAUGCUUCCCCAGGAUUACGCUGCUUCGGAGCAAAGUAUCUAUGAGACGAGGAACAUGCGAACGGUAGGAAUCAGAAGGUAUGCGAUGAAUGCUGCAAGCGAUCAGAGGUGUGGGAUCGGCAUCAAGUUUACCAAGACGGACUACGGUCCUUACAUGAUCACAGCUCUGGUCCCGUCUGGAGCGGCGGAACAGAGCAUGGUUCUCCGCGUCGGGGAUUUGAUUCAUGAGGUUGACGGUCAGAGCGUUUACAACAUCUCACCCGAGGAUGUCUCGUGGUUCAUCACGGGGAUUCCCGGGAGCGUCGUGAAUCUUACCAUAUCCGAUAGCCCUUUCGCGCACAUGCCAUCGCCAUCCAAAAACUAUGGCUUCCCUGUCAAAGUAUUGGCUUUUCUGCGAAACAACGGGACUGGCAACACUGGCAUUGGUCUCACUUUUGCCAAGGCAAGCUCAUUCGGCCCCUGCGUUGUCGCGUCGCUUUCUCCUGGGGGAAACGCCGCGUUGAGCGGGAUGAUUCAAGUUGGGGACCUGAUCCAUGAGGUCGGAUACGUCAACGUCUACUCCAUGUCGCCAAUGGAAGUCAUCAGAGCCUUGAUGGGCAAGCCUGGAUCGCCUGUCUUUCUGCUCACCUCCCAGGGAUCCAUGAGUUACCUUCCUCAACACACGGGCCCAGUGCUGUUCUCUUUGAACCGCGACGCGAAUGGGAGGCUUGGAUUUCAGUUUAUGAAGACAGCAACUGGAGCCUUCGAAGUUGUGAGAGUAAUCCCCAAUCAGAAUCCUAACAAUAAUCAGAGCCCUGCAGCCAAUGCUGGAUUCAUUGAAGGCGACCUCAUCCACGCUAUCAACCAUCUCAGGCAAAAAUACAACUUCCCAGUGCGUAUGGCGAUCAUCAAGCGAGGCCCCAAUGUUGGGCCGCGAGUCGGGCUGGGUCUGCAAUUCCUCAAGACGACAGGAGUUGGCCCUAUCGUUGUUCACUCUCUGCUCCCCGAGGGAAGUGCGGCAAGCAGCGGGCAGUUGCAGGUCGGGGAUAUCAUUCACGAGAUUGACAAGCACAACGUCUACCGGAUGAGCAUCGAGCAAGUUGCCAACCUCAUCCUGGGCACCCCUGGCACAUACGUGCGGCUCAUUGUGUCUCAAAACUUGCAGCAGAACGGAACCUCCGUGACCUCCCGUGUGUCCUCCCCCGUCGUUGACAGAAUUUGA
This is a messenger RNA of Guillardia theta CCMP2712, 1284 nucleotides long. RefSeq lists its product as hypothetical. The record is from RefSeq and is a predicted model, not a curated record. Gene Ontology annotation, cellular component: cell-cell junction; plasma membrane. Lineage: Eukaryota; Cryptophyceae; Pyrenomonadales; Geminigeraceae. Gene Ontology annotation, molecular function: protein binding. The transcript is spliced from 9 exons. Bases 1 to 1284 code for a protein of 427 amino acids.